Hyalella azteca is the source of this 477-nucleotide messenger RNA. RefSeq lists its product as uncharacterized. The record is from RefSeq and is a predicted model, not a curated record. NCBI's taxonomy places the organism in Eukaryota, Metazoa, Arthropoda, Malacostraca, Amphipoda, Hyalellidae. The coding region runs from base 1 to 477 and encodes 158 amino acids. The transcript has a single exon.
AUGCAGGUAGGGCUCCGGGAUGCAGGUAAGGCCCAGGGUGCAGGUAAAGCCCAGGACGCAGGUAAGGCCCAGGAUGCAUGUAAGGCCCAAGGAUGCAGGAAAGGCCCCAGGAUGCAGGCAAGGCCCCAGGAUGUAGGCAAGGCCCCAGGAUGCAGACAAGGUCCUAGAAUACAGGCAAGGCUCCAGGAGGCAGACAACGCCCCAGGAUGCAGACAAGGCCUCAGGAUGCAGGCAAGGCUCCAGGAUGCAGGCAAGGCCCCAGGAUGCAGACAAGGCUCCAGGACGCAGGCAAGGCCCCAGGAUGCAGGCAAGGCCCCAGGAUGCAGACAAGGCCCCAGGAUGCAGGCAAGGCCCCAGGAUGCAGGCAAGGCCCCAGGAUGCAGGCAAGGCCCCAGGAUGCAGGUAAGGCAAGGCCUCCUACCUGGCGCUAGAGCGCCAGGUAGGAGGAGCCAGUACGUGUUACUCGUGGCUGAGUAG